Molecule: messenger RNA, 1219 nt
Organism: Ilex paraguariensis (yerba mate)
Lineage: Eukaryota; Viridiplantae; Streptophyta; Magnoliopsida; Aquifoliales; Aquifoliaceae
Source: the annotation of a GenBank genome assembly
CUUUUUCAUAGUCCCAUCGUCCUCUUCACCUCUUCUUCUUCUUCUUCAUUUCUUCUGUCGUAAACGAAUAAUUUCAGUCUACAUCCAACAACUAGCUCCCUCAGUAAGAAGAAGGUAUGAUGGACACUAUGGAGUCUUGCGUCCCACCAGGUUUCCGGUUUCAUCCAACAGACGAGGAGCUAGUUGGGUAUUAUCUGAGGAAGAAGAUUGCUUCACAGAAGAUUGAUCUGGAUGUGAUCAGAGACAUUGAUCUGUACAGAAUUGAACCCUGGGAUCUUCAAGAGAGAUGCCGGAUCGGAUACGAGGAGCAGAACGAGUGGUAUUUCUUCAGCCACAAGGAUAAGAAGUAUCCAACUGGGACAAGGACCAACAGAGCUACGAUGGCUGGGUUCUGGAAGGCUACUGGGAGAGACAAGGCAGUAUAUGAUAAAUCUAAACUCAUUGGCAUGAGGAAAACCCUCGUCUUCUACAAAGGGCGGGCUCCGAAUGGGCAGAAAAGUGAUUGGAUCAUGCAUGAGUACAGGCUCGAAUCAGAAGAGAAUGGCCCUCCACAGGAAGAAGGAUGGGUGGUAUGUCGAGCAUUUAAGAAGCGAUCCACUGGCCAAACAAGGAGCAUUGAAGGGUGGGACUCGACCUAUUUAUAUGACGAACCAAGUGGUAUAAGCUCGGUUGUGGAUCCAACUGAUUAUAUUGCAAGGCAGCCCUCAAGCUUUCUAGCUCAGAACUUCAUGUGCAAGCAAGAAACAGAAGCCGAUAAUUCAAGCUUCGUGAAUUCAGAUCAAUUUGUACAGCUUCCACAGCUAGAAAGCCCAUCCCUUCCAUUGAUGAAUAGGCCGAGCUCAAUUUCUCUGAUAUCACACAACAAUGAGGAAGAAGAUCACAUUAGAAGGGCCAACAACACCAAGAAAGUGACUGAUUGGAGGGCCCUCGACAAGUUUGUUGCUUCUCAGUUGAGUCAAGAGGACAGAUAUGAGGGCGAUGGAGUAUCAAGCUUUGAAGCACAUAAUGAAUCAGAUAUGGAGUUGCUGUUGUUGCAAAGUGGUAGGGAAGAAGGGACCAAGUUAAAUGGGUUCUUGAAUUCGAGCCCGGACAAUGAUAUUGGAAUUUACAUAUUUAAUAAAUGAUGAGAGUAGAGACUAAGAGUGUUUUAGUAAUAAAUGUUUUACUGAUUAUGGAUCAAUGGAUCUUUGAACAUGUUUUGUACACAUAACUACAUAAG